Molecule: messenger RNA, 1278 nt
Organism: Eucalyptus grandis
Lineage: Eukaryota; Viridiplantae; Streptophyta; Magnoliopsida; Myrtales; Myrtaceae
Product: 1-aminocyclopropane-1-carboxylate synthase 7-like
Exons: 4
Coding region: 1-1164 (387 amino acids)
Biological process (GO): biosynthetic process; amino acid metabolic process
Molecular function (GO): pyridoxal phosphate binding; transaminase activity
Source: RefSeq, a predicted model, not a curated record
AUGGGAUUAGCUGAGAACCAAGUCUCAUUUGACUUGCUUGAAGAGUACUUGGAGACGCAUCCAGAGGCAUCUUUUUGGGGCAGAGGAGCUACUGGGUUCAGAGAGAAUGCCUUGUUUCAGGAUUACCAUGGCCUUCCCACUUUCCGAAAGGCGAUGGCAAGUUUCAUGGAGGAAAUCCGAGGCGGGAGGGCAAAAUUCGACCCUGGACGAGUAGUCUUAACCGCCGGAGCGACUGCUGCUAAUGAGCUAUUGACCUUCGUUUUGGCCGACCGCGGCAGUGCUUGGCUGGUCCCCACUCCUUAUUAUCCUGGAUUUGACAGAGACUUAAGGUGGAGAACCGGUGUGAAUAUCGUGCCCAUAAACUGUGAUAGUUCGAACAAUUUCCAGAUCACAACUCCAGCUCUCGAAGCAGCCUACGAGCUUGCAGAAUCAAUGAACAUCAGAGUGAGUGGAGUCUUGAUCACCAACCCUUCAAACCCGUUGGGCGUGACCAUCAGCCGGUCAGUCCUGGAGGACAUCCUCGACUUCAUAACGAGGAAGAACAUCCACCUUGUCUCCGAUGAAAUCUACUCGGGAUCUGUCUUCUCGUCCUCUGAGUUCGUGAGCGUCGCUGAGGUCCUCGAGGCACGUGAGUACAAGGGCUCCGAGCGGGUCCACAUUGUUUACAGUCUUUCCAAGGACCUUGGCCUCCCGGGUUUUCGAGUUGGCACAAUUUACUCAUACAAUGACGAGGUUGUGACCACAGCGAGACGGAUGUCCAGCUUCACACUGAUCUCUUCUCAAACGCAACACCUUCUUGCCUGCAUGCUGUCUGACAAGAAGUUCACAAAGAACUACAUUGAGGUCAACCGCACCAGGCUGAGGAAGCGGUAUGAGAGGAUCAUCGAGGGCCUGAGGAGUGCCGGGAUCGAGUGCCUAAAGGGCAACGCCGGGCUGUUUUGCUGGAUCAACUUGAGCCCUCUUCUCGAGAAACCCACAAAAGAAGGUGAAUUGGAUCUCUGGAGGACCAUGGUUCAUGAACUGAAGCUUAACAUAUCUCCAGGUUCAUCAUGCCACUGCUCAGAGCCAGGUUGGUUUAGGGUGUGCUUUGCCAACAUGAGUGAGCACACACUAGAAGUUGCACUUGAGAGGAUACACAAGUACAUGGAACAAAGAAGAACUUGACACACAUAUACGUAGAAAAUAUUUCUUUUUGUCCUCGUCAAAAUUAGUGAUCAUUCUUUAAUACAAGUGAAGAAAAAUAAAGGGUAAGACGUAUAAAUACCGCACCGUGUCCAA